Molecule: messenger RNA, 9359 nt
Organism: Paramuricea clavata
Lineage: Eukaryota; Metazoa; Cnidaria; Anthozoa; Malacalcyonacea; Plexauridae
Source: the annotation of a GenBank genome assembly
AUGGAAGUUCUAGAGGACAAAUUAAGCCAGGAAACGCGACGAAAUUAUGCCGUAAAUACAGCGAAAUCUGCGAUACAAUCUCAGCCAAACUAUCUCCCAUGGCAACGGACGUCAAGACCAACAGGUAGUGGAUUAUCCAGGCUUUCAAGUACUGUGCCAUCACAAACUUGUAAAACGGACCCAGAAAGUCGACCAUUCAGUGUUGCAACUGUCCGCACAGCUUGUAGUUCAAAAUGUCAACACAGCUGGAAUAAAAAAUGUGUUGUGCCGCCAAUCAAUGUCGAGGAAGAGAAAAAGAGACGCAGGCUUUUAACAGCUUUGAAGGUAUAAUUCUCCAACCGGUUACGGCCUAUCUACAUGACAUGACUAGUUGUAUACGAUUCUUAUCCUGGUGUGUGUUCUCAAAUAAAUGUGUGUGAAGAUGUCACAUGUCGAGUUUCGCCAUAUGGCCAAAAAAAAUACCAGUGGUUCUGGUAAUCCGGUUUCAUAUCGUGAAAAAAUUAGCCGGGUCGGUAGGUCGGAAAUAAAUUUUUUUUUUGAAUAUUUUUUCAUGGUUUUGGCGUUUUUUUGCUGGGCGAUUUUCAGUAGAGUCCCGACAUCAAAUAUAUUAACUAGAGAUGCGUAUUUCCUAUGGACCAAUUUAGGCAAUUUGGUUCAAUAAUUAGUGUGAUAACAGAUGCCAUUUUGGCGCUGUAUAUACAGCCCACAACCACCAGGAGAAAUAGGGUUGCAUGGUCAAAUCGUUGAAAAAAUAGUAGAAUUAGGCAGAAAAUUUAAAUAGAAUUAGAUCGAGAACGGAACCUGCAUGCAGGUAUUUUUAAGGCCUAAAAUGAUGAACAGGAUAGUGGCGUCAGCUGUCAUUUCAUGCACAGAAUGACAAUCAUAUACAACUAGUUGUGUGAAUACGUGUGAAUGGGCCUUUAAGCCACAUUUAAGAGUUACCAGGGCUUUCAGAAGUAGGUGUCUGUUUUGAUAAAGUAGGUGGCUGUUGCGAGGGGGCAGAGAUUAACUAAGGAGACAUUAACUAGUGAGUAUUGAUUAGAUAGCAACACAAAUGAGCUCUAUAACCAAAUUAUAAUGUAUCAUUACUUUCAUUCUUCAACAAGUUAAUUUCAGGAUUUAAGAUGGCAAAUAACUAAAUCGGUAUGUCGUUUUCGAAAAUAACCAGGCUAUAAAGUAUAUGGUAGACCAAGUUGAGGAAAAAUAACUUUGUUUGAAAGCUUAGAGUGGAGGAAGGACAGCAGUACCAUAAGGAUAAUUCAAGUACUAAACAAAGUAACCGGUAUAAAUAGUAGUGAUUGACCGAUAAUUGAUAUUGAGCUGAUCUGGCCUUAUUGGUAGAUCUUGGGACAGUUGGGGCGGGAUCUCUCUUAGGCGGGCCAGCUUGGUCCCCAUGUAAUAACAAAGGUGUGAUAUCACCUAAACCAGGCCACUCUGCUUGGGUACCUGGCUGGCUUGUCACCUGUAAACAGCUCCUAUAAGAGUAUUGAGGAAAAAUUGUUAUUUUAUUUUUGUCAUGGUUGAAUUGUUUUAGAUGCAGAUAAAAAUGAAAGAAUUGUCACUAUGUGAAUAUAAAAAAGUGUUUCAAAAACUGUAUCUUUUUUUGCUCUCUGAAAUUAUUUCUAUCAUAUAUGGUAGAAUAUAUUAAUAUAAAAUUACACUGUCAGAUUAGUAUAUAUCAUUUAUUAUAUGGAUUUUCAAAAUUCUCUAUUCUGAUUGGUUGACAAGUGGUCCGUAAAAACCCAUAUACGUGGUUCGACGUAUUUUCCGUAUCUGUCCCGGUGUCCCGGAUGUCGUUUUCAAUUUUCCAAUUGUGUGUCAUUAAAAUUUACAGAUAAAAAUUUCAAACAACCAAAUUGUUUUUGAUUGAGCAUGCAUGCCUACCAUAUAUUGUUACCCAGUGAAACUGACAAUAACCGAUUUAAUUUGCGCAAAAAGCAUAUGCUCAGACUCAGUUCAGCCAUAUAAUAAACCAAAUAUUGACCUCGCUUGUUCAAUCUGUACUGUGAAAUAUUAGACUUCUGUUUUUUGCAUGGACCUCACUCCUUCGUCGCUCGGUCCAUACUAAAAAACCUCGGUCUGAUAUUUCACAGUACAGACCUCACGCUCGAUCAAUAAGCCGUUAAUAUUCUGCAAAACACCGCUUUCAGCUCCCCUUUUACAAUUAAUAUUUAUAUGGCAUCAUAGGGCCCCUUUGGACUGUUUUGGUGCAGUCUGCGCUUCACGUUGCAUUAUUAAUACUUCAUUUUAUCGCCGUGCCAGGGUUCUCCACAGUUGUGAGUGGAACAGGUAAAACAGGUGUUUCAACAGGUAUAAGUGUCAAGUCGCACCUACAAACCUCCAGGGGGUCCCAUGUUGUUUUUUUUUUUGGGGGGGGGGCAAGGGCAGUACUUCUCUAACAAACCCCAAUGAGGAAAAAAAAUUUCUGGACGACAACAUUUUAAAUCUCUCUUUCCCGAUUUUCGUAGCACUUUUUCCAAUGAACAUGGCAAUAUUUGCAUAACUGGACUGAAUCGUCGAGCUGGCUACGCCACUGUGGAUUGAUUAUAGGAUUUUUGCACACCGUUCUCAUUAUCAGGCGGUAAUCAGUGUUCGUGGAAACGGUAAAUUUUACCGGUUACCGCCUGAUAAGGAGAACCCUGCGUGCAAAGUUUGUUGGACUCGCAACAUGAUUUAUCACAAAACUAGAGAAGCAAAUAAACUAGAGGUUAUUGGCUUAUUGUGGAAAUGUCUUCGAAUUACAUUAUUUAUAUUCUAACUACUAGUUCAUGUAUUUUAAUAACUGCUUUUCUGUUCUUCAUUACUCCAUUCCUCGGAAUGUACCAGCAAAACAUUUUAUGGUCCUUUUUGACGGGGGGCCCUGGGCAAGUACCAGGAUUAUUAUGUCACUAUAGAUUCCUGCCAGGGAGGCCAAUAGACAAUUCCCAUUAUAGACUAAUUUUAAAACUAGGCAAGGAGAUGCAAAUAAAUCACCACAGCUAGAAAGAGCAUACUAAAAUUAGUAAAAUUACAAAAUUUGGUUGCGAAAUGUUGUAAAAUGUGGAAAUAUAGCCUUGCAAAGUUUUCAAAUUUUGUAUACUUUUGUAUUACGUGCGACCAUUUUCGGCCUAAAUGUGGUAGGAAUGUGGUAGGAAUUUCCGCAAGCAAUACAAAAGUAUACAAAACUUGCGAACUUUGCAAGGCUAUAUUUUCCUCAUUUUACAACAUUUCGCAACCAAACUUUGUAAUUUUACUAAUUUUAGUAUGCUCUUUCUAGUUGUGGUGAUUUAUUAGAGUUUCCUUGCCUAAUUUUAAAAUUAGUCUGAUGGGAAUUGUCUAUUAGUUGCAUUUUUCGUAGCUGCUCCUGGUAAUACCUAGUUUCGAUAUGGUCGUAACGGUCGUAAAGAUUGAGUCACGAUCUUUCUCAUCAGCCGAAAUACAACAUUUCAGAACUGAAAAUACGUGGAGUGAUUAUAACUAGAGAAUCUUAUGAUAUAUGUGGUUUACAGGUAUAAACAAUUAUAAACUGGCUGUUGAGAAAGAUUGUGACCAUUACGACCGUGGAAACCAGGCAUUAGGUGUAAAAUUUACACUGUCUCGAAAUUGUCGGUUUAAUUGCUGGGAUCCGAUGUCUGGACCCAUCCACGGCGUAUAAUAUAAUAUAUUUUUAUAAUACAAUAAUUAAAAAUAGAUAUCCUUAACGUUGUGUGAAAUAGACUUGCAGAAAAUAGUAAAAUUAAACAAGAAAUUGCUGAAUCAGAAGAAAAAAAUGUAAGUAUUAGACUUACUGUUACGUUAGAGCAUUGGACUAAUGACUAUAGCAAUUAGCAUUUCGCAUGCCGCCAUUUUUGGGUGGCUUUUCAGCCGAAGUCUGCGAGAUAAGUCCACAUAACAGUGACUUUUUAUAAUUUUUUUGACGAAUGAUGGUAAACAGUUUGCUUUGUAAAUGGUUAGUUUAUUUUGAAAAAUUGCUUUUCACAUUGUUUUAAUUGUCUGCAUUGGUUAACGAGAAAUAGAUGCCACCCAAAAAUGGCGGAUACUGCGUCAUCGUGAGAAAGGUUAAUUGAAUCCAAAGGUCGCGGGUUCGAUUCCCACCGCGGUCGAGAAAACGUUUCAGCUUGUCCAGUAUCUACUCAGAAAUAACAUCACAAACACAUACGCGCAGAAACACUUGUCAGUCCGACUGUUUGUACUGUAGGAAUAGAUCGCUCAACUGGCUAACGACUAAAAGGGGUUAGGGUAAAACGCGGAUGCGGAUGGAUGGACGACAGGCGGACGGACGGAAGGGUAAAAUGCGGACGGACGGAUGGGAGGGUGAAUGUCAAAGCUAUAUAUUUACCCAACCUUUUAUAUACUUUAAAAUUUUACUUUAUUUUUGUUUUUAGCAUUCAGAAUCAAAAUCGCUGUUACAACGUUAUGAAAGGUUUCGGGUAGGUUGAUGUGUAAUAUCAUCGGCAGCGUGUUAGAACCGUGUGCACUGAUCAUCAUGUGAUUACUAUACACGCAAAAAUCACACAUCUUGUAGCAAGUCUGCCAACAAGCAGUCAACAAGUUGUGUUCGCACUGCUUGUUCCAAUUUGUCAACAAGUUUGGAACAAGCUAUUAACAACUUGUAUAACAACCUUUGUUGAUAUAAUACUAUUAUUUGUGGAAACACCACGUAAAUUUAUUAUUGCAAAGCUUUCGAUCCGUAAGCCCGGAUCUUCAUCAAUGCUAAUAACCUUGUUGAUAUUAUCAGACUUGUUGCAAGGUUGUUCCAACGAGUCCGAUACAGUCAUGAUAUAACAAUAUUGUUACAACCUUUUGUCGUCAAUCAUGUAACAUUCUUGUUAUAUCAUGACUGUAUCAAACUUGUUAGAACAAGUGAACAACCUUGUAACAAGUCAUAUAAUGCCAUCAAGCUUGUUAUUACAGUUGUUAACAGCUUGUUCCAAGCUUGUCACAACAACUAGGAACAAGUAGUGCCGCGAACACAACUUGUCGACAUUCGACAAAUUUGUAACAACUUGUUUGCAGACCUGUAACAAUUAACUUCUGCAUUUUACAUGUUUUAGGGAGCUAUUGGUAGUUUACAAAAACAGUAUCAAUAUCAGUCAACAGAAUAUCUUGAAGAUUACGGAAUAACCGAGGGACGAAUUCUUAAGGAGGUUCAAGGUAGAGGAUUGACAGAUUUGGUUGAAUUGACGGUUCAUAAUAAAAUGACCAGAAUCUAAUGCUAAUUAGAUGAUAGUAUUGUUCAUGAUACAUUUAAUAGUUUUAUCUAUAAUUAGAUACUUGUUGUUUUUGGGUGAAAGUGACAUUUCUCCUGGGACAGUUGAGUUGCAUGAUAGUAAUUGGAUAGUAAAUAUAAAACUUACUUCGGGUGGAGAACGAACAUUUGUCAAAAAUAGAGCCGGCAUGAUACUCAGGCUAGUUCUGGCGUGAAUCUUUGACGUAUGUCAGGUGCACUUUGAGAACAUUUAAUCUGAUUGCCCAAUCACGUUUAAAUUGAAAACUGCAAGCCAUGUAUAACCUUUUCAACUGCCAAUUUUUCUUUCAAUAUUUCACUAGAGCUCCAAAGGCAGGCAGACCAGAUAGAUGUUGCUGUAUGUACGAAAAAUAAUGAAGUAAAAACGUUAGUGAACUAUAAGGUACGAACUGAUUUGAUGCAAUGGAUGCAUGCAGGGCAUAUGUUAAGUGGUACAAUCAUUAGUGUUUAAUAUUUAGAUUUAAAUAACUUUCUGCGGUCAUGGUCAUAUAGACUGCAGAUUACAGAAGUUAGGGAGACAUCGCCUGUAUUAUGAAAGCUCACUCACACUCAAAGAGUGUACUAUACAGUAUACUAGGUUUAAUCUGAGCUUCUCUUGGGUGUCAGUGCUAUUUUUGAAUAGCUAGAGGGUGAGUAUAGUCACAGAGUAAGUUACGACACUAACCCCUCAGCAAUUCAAAAACAGCAUUGACAUUCAAGAGAAGCUCAGAUUGAAACUCUACUUUUUGAGUGCGAGUGUGCUUUUAGAAUACAGGCGAUAGAGUGAAUAUCGAGUGAACUCGAUUCAAUGAUAGUUGACCGAUCUUGUAGAUGGAAAUUGUCAAGUGGAAAUUUAUAUACAUUUAUUAGACCUACCAAGGAACAGCUGCGAAAAAUGCAACUUGAGGUCCCUGGCAGGAAUCGAACGCGAUUCUGGUAUACUCGAUAAUUCCCAUCUACAAGACCCUUCAGACACAGAGUGACGCUUUCUCCAUAGUAUAAGGGUGUACCUCCAAAUUCAAAACUUCAAAACUUGGACCCCAUGGUUAAACUUUAAGCUCUCUAAUCCUUGCUAUAUUGAGACUCGACAUUUAUUUUUGUAUAGGAGAAAGAAUAUCCUGGAAAGAUACAGGCUAUAGCAAAGUUAAAACGACAACGAGAAAGGCUUCGAAUCGCACAUCAGGUAUUACGCCUGUAUUCUAAAACCUCACUCAUGCUCACACUCAAAGAGUGGAGGUUCAAUUUGAACUUCCCUUGAGUGUCAAUGCUGUUUUUGAAUAGCUGGAGGGUUAGUGUCGUACCUUACUAUGUGACUACUCACCCUCCAGCUAUUCAAAAACAGCAUUGACACUCAAGGGAAGCUCAAAUUGAACCUCCACUCUUUAAGUGUGAGCGUGAGUGACCUUUUAGAAUACAGGCGUAAGAGGGCAGCCCAUGUUCUUAAUUACUACAUGCAUAACCUACAUAUCGUAUACGAACGCGCAAGUUGUUACAAUUUGCAAACAAGUCGCAACAAAGUUUUUGUCAAGCCGAUAUCAGGAUGUGUUCGCAAAUGCUUGUUACCAGUUGUUGUGACAAGUCUGGAACAAGCUGCUAUCACCCUGUUACAAGGUUGAUGACGGCAACAGACUUGCUACAAAUUGUCCCAACAAGAUUAAUACAGGUUGUUCGUAACAAGUUGCCACGAGGUUGUUGCCACUUGUUCAACAACUUGUUACAGUAUGUGCAGACGAUAUCAAACUUGUUGUGAGUUUGCGUGGCCUCAUCAACCUUGUUAGAAGAUGAUAACGACUUGUUCCAGACUUGUCAACAACAUGUUACUCGAACCGUCCUGACCGCGUAGCUCAGUUGGCAGAGCGUUGGGCUAGUAUUCCAAAGGUCGUAGGUUCGAUUCCCACCGUGGCCGGGCAUAUUUUUCAAGCUCGCCCGGUGUGGAUAUACACUCAGAGUAACAUCUCAAACAUCAUAUUCACCUGAGUACACAAUACCAACACAGAAAAAAUCAUAUUACUAGAUUACAUUGGUAUCGAAGGAACUAGAUUCUGUUCCGAAAUAUCACUUACUCAAACCGUCCUGACCGCGUAGCUCAGUUGGCAGAGCAUUGGGCUAGUAUUCCAAAGGUCGUAGGUUCGAUUCCCACCGUGGCCAGGCAUAUUUUUCAAGCUCGCCCGGUGUGGAUAUACACUCAGAGUAACAUCACAAACAUCAUAUUCACCUGAGUACACAACACCAACACAGAAAAAACUGGGAACAAGCAGUGCAUGACAUCUUUUUACGCGUGUACAUUUCUGUUCUCAUCCAGAAUGAAUUAGAAGAACUAUUAACUACAAUCAACGAAGACACAGCAACAAGCCUUGCGAAGGAAGAACUUCUCAACAACAACGUACGAGAUCUUUUUACUGAGGUGAGUGUAUAAAAACAAAGGCGCAGACUAGCUUUCUUUUCAGUGGUGUUACAAAGCUGGGAAUAAAGUGCCUUAAUUGUUUUCUUAUAUACUACAGGAAGCCAUUCUCUCAAUGAAUGAUCAAACUAAAGAAGUAGCUCUUCAAAAUAUGAUCAUGAAAAAGGUAUAACGUUUGUACGUACAGUUAUUGGACAGGUGUACAUUUUGAAGGCUUACAUUUCGCUAUUGCAAACCCCUAUAAUAAGCGGACACUCCUUUUAAGCAUGACACGUUGGCUUAAGAGGGAUUCGACUUGCAGCAAAAUCUUCUAUAACAAUUAGAUUGAUAUAAAAUCGAAGACAGUACUGUAGUCUUGAAUUAACUUAAGUACUAUACAAGUCAGUUUUAUCAGUUAAAUUAGGCAAUGUAAAAUUUCAUAGUUAUUGCGUUAUCGCAUUAUAAAAUUGGUUAAUUUUCUGUAAAUUCUAGGAAAUUGAGAUUCACAAAGACGAAGUAAAACAGUUGAAAAGUGAUAUCUCGCAGCUUCAAGCUAAAAUCCUGUAAGUAAUUUUAAUAUGUAUAUAUAUACACUUUGGAGGUGAGCUCCAAAAUGUGACAUCAAAUUUCAGUGAGAGAUGGUAUCCAGGCACUUAUUAACAAUUAUUGAAUGAGGUUGAGCACGAUAUGAAGAAUUAUCAAGCCCGAAGUUUGCCGUUAUCAACCGAAGCCGUAGGCUGAGUUUGAUAACGGCCAACUGAGGGCUUGAUAAUUCUUCAUACUGUAUUAUGCGAAAACCGAAUAAUAAUUAACAAUUAUUCGCCGAAGGCGAGGUGAUUAUCGGUGAAUAAAAACCGAGACGAAGUCGAGGUUUUUAUUCACGAUAAUCACCGAGCCUGAGGUGAAUAAUUGUUUUAGUAUAAUUUCAUAGGUGAUUAUUUGGAAAAAAAUAAAAAAAAUGCACAUUUCUUCGUCUUUUAAUUGACAAAACGGCUUCGGCCGCCAUUUUGAAAAUCGCUUAGGUGAUUAUCGCGUAAUAAUCACCUCAACGGUAACCAAUCAGCGUGGAGAAUUUUCAAUAAUCACCUAUGUAAUUAUACUAAAGUGAAUUAUACAAUGGCUUAAAAAUUUCGCAGAUAUGAAUAAAACCGACAACACAAAGCAAGUACGGCAUGGAAUUUUACUACUGAAAUGUUUACACUUACACCCAAACCGGCACAACAACGAUUAAAUUAUCAAAGACAUCAACUUUUUAACGAAAUUUAAAACAAAAAAUUGCUGUAAAACAGCAAAAUACGUCCUUUCAAAAUGAAAAUUAAACAAUUACUUCGACAGACUUUGUACUCGCGUAUGCGCAUAACGUCGAAAAGCGAACGAAAACCAUCCAUGACAUAAACAAAAUGGAGGACAACUUUGCACUCCGCUAUGUUUUCACAUACCCGGGUAUAAUUAGCCGUGCGGAAUUAGUACCCUCGCACGGCGCUUCGCGCCGCCGGCUCGGGGAUUAAUUUAGGUUGUCAGAAAAAAGGUUUUCCAAACCAACAACCUGUGUUUGUUUCUUGUAGUUUUACUGAUCCAGUAACCAAAAAGACAGUCUCUGCGCAAGUUGCCUUACAAGUAUUGGUCCGACCUGGUUCUUACGAAAUUGGAAAAACUACUGUUGAGCGGGCUCAACCAUUCGAUGCUAAUUUUAGCGAUGAUGAAUUGGAAUGGUCAACUAAAGAACGAGGAGCUAUAGUUGUGACAGGACUGUUGGUGAAAAUACAAGGAUGA